Messenger RNA from Balaenoptera acutorostrata (minke whale), 924 nucleotides. RefSeq names its product olfactory receptor 13J1-like. The transcript has a single exon. Bases 1 to 924 code for a protein of 307 amino acids. Gene Ontology annotation, cellular component: membrane. Gene Ontology annotation, biological process: G protein-coupled receptor signaling pathway. Gene Ontology annotation, molecular function: G protein-coupled receptor activity; olfactory receptor activity. The record is from RefSeq and is a predicted model, not a curated record. NCBI's taxonomy places the organism in Eukaryota, Metazoa, Chordata, Mammalia, Artiodactyla, Balaenopteridae.
AUGGAGCUGGUCAACAGGACAGAGGUCUCUGAGUUCUUUCUGAAAGGAUUUUCGGGCUACCCAGCCUUGGAGCACCUGCUCUUCCCUCUGUGCUCAGCCAUGUACCUGGUGACCCUGCUGGUGAAUACAGCCAUCGUGGCAGUGAGCGUGCUGGACGUCCACCUGCACACACCCAUGUACUUCUUCCUGGGCAACCUCUCCAUCCUGGAUAUCUGCUACACGUCCACCUUUGUGCCCCUGAUGCUGGUCCACCUCCUGUCGGCCCAGAAGACCAUCUCCUUUCUUGGCUGCGCGAUGCAGAUGUGUCUGAGCCUGUCCACGGGCUCCACAGAGUGUCUGCUGCUCGCCAUCAUGGCCUAUGAUCGCUACCUGGCCAUCUGCCGGCCACUCAGGUACCCUGUGCUGAUAACCCACCGGCUCUGCUUGCUGCUGGCGGGAGCCGCCUGGGUACUCUGUUUCUUCAAGUCAGUGACUGAGACAGUCAUCGCCAUGAGGCUGCCCUUCUGUGGCCACCGUGUGGUCAAUCACUUCAUCUGCGAAAUCCUGGCAGUCCUGAAGCUGGCGUGCGGUGAUGCGUCAGUCAACGAGGUCUUCCUGUGGGUGGGUGCCAUCCUGCUGCUGCCCGUGCCCCUGGCGUUCAUCUGCCUGUCCUACAUGCUUAUCCUGGCCACCAUCCUGAGGGUGCCCUCAACCGCUGGACGCCACAAGGCCUUCUCCACCUGCUCGGCGCACCUGGCUGUGGUGCUGCUUUUCUUCAUGUACAUGAAACCCAGGAGCAAGGAGGCCCGCAUCUCUGAUGAGGUCUCCAUGGUCCUCUAUGCUGUGGUCACGCCCAUGCUGAAUCCCGUCAUCUACAGCCUGAGGAACAAGGAAGUGAAGGAGGCUGCCAGGAAGGUGUGGGGCAGGAGAUGGACCUCCAGGUGA